This is a messenger RNA of Saccostrea cuccullata (small rock oyster), 5516 nucleotides long. Its product is annotated as tyrosine-protein phosphatase non-receptor type 9-like. Bases 344 to 2413 code for a protein of 689 amino acids. The record is from RefSeq and is a predicted model, not a curated record. Gene Ontology annotation, biological process: protein dephosphorylation. The transcript has 11 exons. Lineage: Eukaryota; Metazoa; Mollusca; Bivalvia; Ostreida; Ostreidae. Gene Ontology annotation, molecular function: protein tyrosine phosphatase activity.
CUUGUAGACAAUGAGUCUUUUAUUUACUUCCUUUAAGUUCGUACAGCCAUAUCAUAUUUAAGUUAUCCUCCAGAGCACUCCUUCUUCCUCUGAUCUUUGAAUUUCAUGGAAUUCUACCAUACAUAUGGCUUUGUUUUGUGAUACAGUGAUCGUACAUUUUUAUUUCUGUUGAAGACACUGAGAAGGAUCUUAUGUAAACUGUACUGCCUCUGAGCACAUUUGUCAUUGUGUACAUAUAUUAUGUCUAGAUUGCAGAUAGAGGAUUUUCAUAUUUAUAAUUUAUUUGUACGGAAUUUUUCUAAUGAUACCAUAAAACAAGAUUGAACUAACUCUAAAAGAAAUCAUGGAUGACAAAUCUUGGGUUGUUUCUCGUGUGGAUUAUUUAAAACAGGAAAAUAUAAAUGAAGUGAAUUUAUUUGGACUACAAAAUGUUAUUGUAUGGUGUGUCAGUCAUCAAAUUAUUAGACAAGAGGAAACAAGAAAUCGAGAAGAUCUAAGUAUCAUCCAGGCAGAUGAUGAACAGCUGAAAAAAGAACUCUUCACAGAGAAAUUUACUAUUCUGAGUGGCCGAGACAGGAAUGGUGCUGCCAUUGCUUUGUUUACAGCCCGGGUCCAUCAGCCUAGCCUUACCACCCACCAGUUGGUCCUGAAGGCCCUGGUCUAUCAGCUCGAUGCUGCUUUAGAAAGCAUCGAAACUCAGAGAAAUGGAUUGGUAUUUAUAUAUGACAUGACAGAUUCCAAGUACUCCAAUUUUGAUUAUGAACUCAGCAAAAAAAUCCUAAACAUGCUAAAGGGUGGCUAUCCAGCUAGACUCAAGAAAGUCCUCAUUGUAACAGCUCCAUUGUGGUUUAAGGCACCUUUUAAAAUUCUCCGACUUUUUGUGCGGGAAAAAUUACGAGACAGGGUCUAUACCAUAAACUUGUCCCAGCUUACACAGCAUAUACCUCAAGAAGCCCUGCCCCGGCAGUUGGGGGGCAUGUCUACCAGCCAGCACAAAACAUGGCUAAAGCUGUGCUCCCAGUUAGCCCUUAAAGAGGAGCCCGAUAUGAACUCUUAUUUUGUGUCAUUCAAAAGAAACACAGUGGAAGACGGACAGGAUUGUAGUUAUCGCAGUGUGUCGAGUGACAUGUCAGAUCAUAACUUACACCACAGUGACAUCGAUUCCGAGGAGUCUAAAGAAACUGUGAAUGAGAAACAGAACAAUGAAGACCUAGAGAAAGAGGAUUCCAGUGAUGAAAAAGAGGUCAAUGAGGAGAAAGACGAUUGGUUGAAUUCUGCCCCAUCCAAACGGAGGCUUGAUUCUGUGAGUGAAAAUGACUCAGUAAAGAGAGCAGCUCAGGAGAACAAUGCGGAGAUUGAGUUUGAGGAGAAAUCCAUCGACAGUCCUAGUAAGAAGCGGCCCUCCUCCUCCACCUCCUCAAUGUCCAACAGUACGGCGGAGGACAGCAUACACAUGCCAGAGGAAGACGGCAUGGACCUGGACCAAUUAGUAGAAUACACUCGUACCAUGAGGAGGCAUGGCCUUAUGGAAGAGUAUGCCAGUAUUAAAAUGGAGCCUCCAGCAGGAACAUUCACUUUAUCAAAAGCAAAGCACAAUCUUCCAAAAAACCGCUACUCUGAUGUUUUAUGUUUGGACCACUCUCGAGUAGUACUCAGGGUACUGAAUAAUGAUCCCACCUCGGACUACAUUAAUGCUAACUUUGUGGAUGGUUAUAUGCACAAAAAUGCCUACAUAUCAACUCAAGGUCCAUUACCAAAGACCUUUGGAGAUUUUUGGAGGAUGGUAUGGGAAAAUCAGGUCAUGGUCAUUGUUAUGACUACAAGGGCUGUGGAGCGAGGGCGGGCUAAGUGUGGACAGUACUGGCCGCCAGACGAAGACGGGGAGGAACAGUUUGAUGAUUACCUCGUAAUUAACACACGUAUGGAGGUGUACCAGGACUACAAUAUCUCCUGGCUUUUCCUGCUUAAUACAAAGACAAAUGAGUCUCGGCAGAUUUACCACCUACAGUUCACGUCUUGGCCUGACUACGGGACCCCCAGCUCAGCUGCAGCGUUCCUGGAUUUUCUGUUCAAAGUGCGAGCCUGCCAGGAGGAGGCGGUCAGCUCUCUGGGGUCCAGCUGGCAGGGCCACCCCCUGGGUCCCCCAAUCGUAGUCCACUGUAGUGCUGGCAUUGGGAGAACAGGCACAUUCAUCACAACUGAUGUCAGUCUCCGCAGACUUGAACAUAUACAAACAGUGAACAUAAGAGACACGGUCCGUCGCAUCCGGUCACAGCGAGCCUUUAGUAUACAAAUGCCUGACCAGUAUGUGUUUUGUCACUUCGCCAUCAUUGAACAUGGCAUGCGGGAGGGCGUUGUGGGAGACGUGGAUUGGACUGGAUUUGAUGAUAGUGAUAGUGACCUGAGUGAUUGAGGGCAUUUCCAAUCAUGUGACACUUCAGAUGGCAUGUCAUGUGAUAUCUCAUGUGAUUUGACAUUUCAUUUGGUUUAUCAUGUGAUGCCAUAUGGUGUAGAUUUGUUAAUAUUUUCUCAGUUUUAAGUGAUUAAUGUACAGUGUAUUUAUGUUAUUUUUUAUUAAUUUACUUGGUAUUUUUUUGUAGUACAUGUACUUUUGUUACUUUUGUAUAGCAGUGGAAAAAAAGAUUGUUAUUUUUGUAUGAAAUCUUUUUUUGGGUAGCUCAUUGUUGUUUUCAAAAAUCAAUUGCUAGUCCUUCAGUGGAAACAACCAUUGGAUAUAAUCAUUUACGUAUAUGUGUCUUUAAUUUAUAUAAUGAUGAAAUUAAUUUAUAAGUACAUCAUCAUUUUGUCCACAUUUUAAAGGUGCCAAUUUUCUUUCAUAAAUCAAUGUUUGUCAACUAAGUUGACAUUUUCCUAGAUCUGAGGGUUCAGCUUUAUAGUGUUAAUACCGCUACAUGGUAUGUAACACUUUAAAUACACUGUAUUACAGUGUAUAAUUUUGGAUAUCUCGGCUACAUCUUAAGCUUUUCAUCAGUAAAUGUUAAUUUUGUAUGAUAGAAGUGUGAAAAAAUUAACAAAGAAAAAAACUUUAAAAUCAAACACUCAUUUUGUUGAAUUUUUCUUGUUGGGGGUGGGGGGUUGAAUAAAUAGACUAAUUCACAAUGUCUGGUAUUGUGAAUUUACUAUUGUAAAAGUUAUUUUUCUAUGUUUGCAAAGGCUGUGAUUUUUUUGCAAUAUUCAGCUGUUAAAUAAAAGCUUUCCAUUCUCCUUUAAAAGCCUCAAUAUUGGACAAUUAGAAAAAUAUAUUAUCUAUAUUUACUAAAACAUGAUGUACAUGUACAUUUUAUAAACCUUUAUUUGUCAUGCUAAAAGAAUACUUUUAUUAAAUCUUAAAUUUUCAAAUCAAUUUGAUUUUCUCUGCAUUGUAAGUUAAACAUAAUUUUCUCUAAAACAGUAUUACCAAGCACUUUGCCAGCCAAAAACUAUACCAUGGUGGAAAUGCCUAGUACAGUCAAACUUUGUUAAUUUGAAUGCUUGUGUUCCCAAGAAAAUCAUUUAGCCCAGGACAUUGUAUAAUUGCUAGACAUAAAUGUUUAAUUUUUUUUCUCCAAAUGACGGGAAGGUUAAGCAUCCAGAUAUUUAGUGACCCAGAUGAACAAGGCUUCGCUGUAAUUACUUUUUGUAUUCAACAUUUAUGUCAGGUAUAUACAUACAACUAGGUAAAUAGAUUGAUUACAGUUUUCCAUUAAUUCUUGAAUAUCUCCUUGAGUUUCAUGCAUUUCUGUGCAAGACUGAUUGUAUUUCUUUAAGAGAUAAAAAAAAUUAUGCAAUCUUUUUGAUUAUACCAGGUACUAGCAUGAAUUGAUUCAUCAAAAUAUUAGGGGAUAAUCAGGUCUGGCAUUUCAUUUCCAAGCAUCUGCUUGACUUUUAUAUCCCCCCCCCCUCCAAAAAAAAAUGCAUGUCAUGCUCAGGCAUGCUGGUUGAUUGCUUUUUUGGUACUAAAUUGUAUAUAGAGAAUUUAUUAACAUAGAAGAACUGUUUUGAAAUUAUACCACCUUCACACCGAUGCUCAUAUCAGUUUGAAGUAAAAUAUAUAGCAGAAUUUAAUAAUGUAAUUACACCUAUUUUAUUAAAAUAUAUAUUAGUGUAUAUAUCAAUUUAAUAACACUUUCCUGUGAAAUCCACUUACUGUAAUAACAUAUUAAUAACAUAUUACAUAUUAAUUUUUUCAUUUAAUAAACACUCGAGAAAUAAAUGUCAUGUACAGGACACCAGGAGGAUAUAGUUUGGCUUCAGAAGAAGGGUUUAUUAGUAGUCAAGAUAAAACUGUUCAGAAAAUCUGAAAAUAAAGAAUUUACUUAAAGACAAUCAGGUAUGAUGUGUACUAACUAAGGAAAAAUAAUUUUUAUGAAAGUUUCUUUUAAUGUACAGAAAAAUCAUUUUGUUCACUAAGAAUAUGAGAUGUUAUUAAAUUAUAAUAUUUUUAUGUUUUUUAAAGAAACUGAUGAUUUUUUUUCAUUCUGUACUUUUUAGAUUAAUGCAUUUAAACAAAGAAUCAAAUAUCAAAUUUAUAAUCUCCCUUUCAUAUAUUAUUGUGAUAUUCAAAUACAAAAAUGCUGAUUUUUUUUAUGUAAUAAAAGAUCAAUAAUUAAAUGUAUGCACACUGUAUAAAAUGUUUACAUUUAAGUUAUUUGGGGUUUUUUCUCCAUAUGCAUGUCAAGCCUCUAGACUUAAAAACAAUGGAAAACAGUAAUUGCAAUAGGGUACCAACAAAACUAGUAAACUAGUUCAUCUUAACCUCUCUUUUCUCUAUAUGCUAUUUUAUCAAGAUUUCAAUUUCUCUGUCCAGUUUUAAUGAUAAUUAAAAUAUUUCAUCAUUGAUUCUCAAACAUGGAUUUUUAUAAUUGUACUAAAGGAUGAUAUACUUCUUCAGAAAUGUUCAAUGAAUAUUUUGAUAUACCUGCAUGUAUAUGAAUAUUUUCUUUUAAGUGUGUAUUGGUUUCAUUAAGAAAGCAAGACUUGGCAUUAACAUUGUAACCCAGUUGGGUGCUGAAUGUAACUGUGCAUGAACCUAGAGGAAAUUGAAUUUACAUUCCAGCUGUUUUCAAUUAAUCUGUAUAAAUUAUGGUUUAAUGAUUUUGGUUAAAUAAUAUGAAACACAUUCAAAAGUAAAACACAGCUUUUCAAUUUUUUCAAGUAUGUUUUCCCCAAAGCUUUUUUUAAAAAUUACUAUUGAAAAAAUAUACUUCCAAAAUUUGGUCAGGAAUGUCUUUUUAAGUAUGAUGCAAAAACUGUAAUAAUACAUUUUCUUUAUAUUAAUGAAAAAAUGAAGCCAUGCAUUUUUAACUCAUUGACAGUGAUCUAAAUUAACACUUUACAAAUUUAAUUUUUUUAAAUUAAUUUUCAGAAGUGAAGUUAGAAAUGGGCCAGUAGAUCAUGUUGUGUUGUUAUUGUUGUGGUGUCUUAAUUCCUAUGACUGUGCGUUAUUAUUAAUCACCAUGUCUAUCAAUAUUGUCAUUUCAUGAUACAUGUAAAAGAAUAAAGUUAUAAAAUACACA